Molecule: messenger RNA, 5192 nt
Organism: Oncorhynchus keta (chum salmon)
Lineage: Eukaryota; Metazoa; Chordata; Actinopteri; Salmoniformes; Salmonidae
Product: oxysterol-binding protein-related protein 2-like
Exons: 15
Coding region: 311-1795 (494 amino acids)
Cellular component (GO): intracellular membrane-bounded organelle; membrane; cytosol
Molecular function (GO): cholesterol binding
Source: RefSeq, a predicted model, not a curated record
UCACACAGAGCGUUUGGUCACCCUGUCAAAUUAAGUCAAGCGUCACCAGGUGUCCCAAAUCUUCAGUCUUUACUUACCCAGUACCAGUAACGCCUCAAACACAUUCACUGGUGAACUUUGGACUGUACCACGAUCGCUAAGCGAGGAGGAGAACUGUUGCAGGUUUGCUGUGUGAGCUGCUACCUGUCCUGCCGUGGAGGAGGAGUCAUUUGAAGUGCCAGUUACCAGUGAGGCUCACUAGAGGGACCAUGCUUUAGAGACUCACCUCUCUCUCCGCUAGCACCUGGAGGUCUGACUUUGACUCUGUACAAUGAACAACGAUGACGAGUUCUACGAUGCAGUCACAGGCCUGGACUCUGAUGAGUCGUAUGAAGGCACAUCGGAGGCCAGUUUUAAAGAUGCCUUGGUGUAUGAUGGCACCCAGAGGAACAAUGGUUCCUUGCCACAGGAGAACGGAAUCAGGAAACACCGGACAACACUACCCGCCCCAAUGUUUUCCAGAAACAACUUCAGUGUGUGGGGCAUUCUAAAGAAAUGCAUUGGACUGGAGCUGUCCAAGAUCACCAUGCCCAUUGUGUUCAACGAGCCCCUGAGCUUCCUCCAGCGGAUCACUGAGUACAUGGAGCACACAUACCUCAUCAACAAAGCCUGCUCGCUGUCUGACUCCAUAGAGCGCAUGCAGGUGAGAGCAUACACACACCGUAACAACAAAGCCUGCUCGCUGUCUGACUCCAUAGAGCGCAUGCAGGCGGUAGCUGCUUUUGCCGUGUCGGCCGUAGCGUCACAGUGGGACAGAACUGGAAAGCCCUUCAACCCUCUGCUAGGAGAGACCUAUGAGCUGACACGAGAGGACCAUGGCUACAGGCUGAUCUCGGAGCAGGUCAGCCACCACCCCCCCAUCAGUGCCUUCCAUGCUGAAAGCCUAGUCGGGGACUUCGUCUUCCACGGCUCCAUCUACCCCAAACUAAAGUUUUGGGGCAAGAGUGUGGAGGCCGAGCCAAAGGGAACCAUCACACUAGAACUCCUCAAGCACGGUGAGGUCUAUACAUGGACCAACCCUUUCUGCUGUGUACACAAUGUCAUCCUGGGUAAACUGUGGAUCGAGCAGUAUGGCACUGUGGAGAUCCUCAACCACAGUACUGGUGAUAAGUGUGUGCUGAACUUCAAGCCAUGUGGCAUGUUUGGGAAGGAGCUCCACAGAGUAGAGGGCUACAUUCAGGAUAAGAGUAAAAAGAAGCAUUGUGUGAUCUAUGGGAAGUGGACUGAGUGCAUGUGGAGCGUGGACCCCCAGACAUACGAGGCCAACAAGAAGGCUGAGAAGAAAGGAGACUCCAAGAAACCGAAGAGUCAGGUGGAGCCUGAGGGGGCAGACAACGAUGAUGCAGAUGACAUGCCUGAGGUCCAGGAGACCGUAGCUAUGAUCCCUGGCAGCACCCUGCUCUGGAGGAUAUCAUCACGACCCCAACACUCUGCUAAGAUGUAUAACUUCACUAACUUUGCCAUGUCGCUGAAUGAGCUGGAGCCUGGCAUGCAGGACCGCCUGGCCCCCACAGACUGCCGCCUGCGGCCCGACAUCAGAGCCAUGGAGAACGGAGACAUGGAUGAAGCCAGUCGAGAGAAGGCGAGGCUGGAGGAGAAACAGAGAUCGGCUCGGAAAGACCGUUCCAAGGAUGAGGAGGAAUGGUCCACUAGAUGGUUCCAGUCAGGCACAAACCCCUACACAUCAUCCCAGGACUGGCUCUACACGGGGGGCUACUUCGAUAGAAAUUACUCUGAGCUCCCUGUUAUCUACUGAUCCAGGUGGUCUCCGUGGGAACACCCACCAACAUCCCCUCAGCCUCCCUAUCACUGCUGCCAGUCCCCUGACACUCUCCUGUUCUAAGCACCACACAGUCUCCCAUUGGAACUCUGAACUGGCGAUAGACAAGUGUUAUACAAGGAGAGGCUAUGUGUUGUUAACACAACCCUCCCCCGUCUUCUAAUAGUUAUGGAACAAACAGUCAACGGUGAAAUCAGGAAUGUGAAUGUGCCUUUGAUCAUUGGAGGCAUCAAAGGUGAAAGCAGAAAGGAACUGAGACUGUGUUUUGUUCCUGAACAGGAGUGCUUUGUGGGUACCCCUCCCCUUCCUCCCGAUCUGACCUGGGUCGAAUACCUAUUUAAAAUAUUGGAAAUAUUUUAGUUUGAUUUAACUUGCUUUGCAUGGCGAGUUUGCACAUUUGGGACUAUUCCUUUGGUCCCAUUGCGCCUGACAAAAUAAACCAAGUACACCUGGACUAUUCCAACCAGGUUUGCCUCCCCUUAUACAGUGUUGGAAAAAGUACCCAAUUGUCAUACUUGAGUAAAAGUUAAGAUACCUUAAUGGAAAAGGACUCAAGUUGAAGUGAAAGUCACCCAGUAAAAUACUACUUGAGUAAAAGUCAAAGUAAUUGUUUUAAAUAUACUGAACUAUCAAAGGUAAUUGUAAUUGCUAAAAUAUACUUAAGUAUCAAAAGUUAAGGAAUUUGAAAUUAUUUAUACUUUUAUGUUAAGCAAAUCAGAUGACACCAUAUAAUUUUUUUAAUAUGGGUAGCCAGGGGCACACUCCAACACUCACACAUCAUUUACAAACACUGUGUUUGUGUUUAGUGAGUCCUCCAGAUCAGAGGCAGUAGGGAUGACCAGGGAUGUUCUCUUGAUAAAUGUGUGAAUUGGACCAUUUUCCUGUCAUUCACAAUGUAGUACUUUCAGGUGUCAGGGAAAAUGUAUGGAGUAAAAAGUACAUUAUUUUCUUUAGGAAUGUAGUGAAGUAGAAGUUGUAAAAAAAUAUAAAUAGUAAAGUACAGAUACCCCAGAAAAAGACUUAAGGGGUACUUUAAAGUAUUUUUACUUAAGUACUUUAUACCACUGCCCCUAUAUACGUCCAGAGGUUGAGCUUCUCAUCACUACCUGUCACGUAAUGUAAGUUAUAUGUAUAGAUAAGAGUAAUGACCAUUUGCUGUAUAGUCCUAUCACACGCUUAUCUAUCCACAUUGGCCAGUGCUCAGUCUGUGAAUACAGAGCGUCAGUUACAUUCCCCCAGCACAAAAUAUUCCUCUCUUACGCUUCUGCAUGGCUAUUGUCUCGCUAGCUAACAGCGUUAGUGACCCCUUGCUUUGUGGCAGUAGCCUACAGUACAUUCAGCUCCCACUGUUUACCUAGUUAGUCAACUUAGUGUUAAAGUAAUCAUGAGUCAUGAAAAUAAUUGCGGUUAGUAUGAUUAUGCGAAGAGUAAUUUGUCUGUUUUCGAGUAUGUAUACAUUUCUAGUGGUUUGUACAGAAUCUGAAGCCAUAUGGUUCCUUUUAACUACAGGUAUGACUGGCGCGGGGUAGUUUGCUCUUCAGUCAUUGGCUAUGAUUAAGUGAAUUGACUAUUGUAACAUGAUAAAGCAUGUAAAAUAUACAUGUAUGUAAAUACCUACUUUAUCAAAUAUAGCUAGCUAAUCACCAUAAAACUGUCCUACCAGCUCAAAGUGAAUCUGGAAUUGAUGGGAUUAUAACUGAUAUACGGGAGAAGUCAUUGUAUAAUAUUAUCAGCUUCCCUUCCUUGUGUUAGGAACUCUGUAGCUUUCUAACCACACUCCUACAUCACCAAUCUCUUUUAUAAUGGUCAGCCAUUAUGUGUAGGUUCUUAUUUAUAAAAGACUGGCAUCAAAUCAUUUUUUAACAAAUCUAAUAUAUUUUGGGGGAUUAAUGUGCAGUUAAUUGUACUGUGGUAAACAUUACAUUGAAGCCUUGUAGAUUAAGCCUAGAUGCAUGAAUCAAAGUGUAAACCAAUGUGCUUCUGCUCUGGAGGUCUUAAAAGCAGCAAACAACUUUAGUGUCUGUUUAGUAAAACAUGCCAUGUUGACCAUUGGGAAUGCUGUUCACUCUUCAUGGGAAUCCAAACGGAAUCUCUUGAAGUGAAACGUAUGGGGAUUCAGUUUGGUUUCCCAGGAUCCACUUCAUUCCCUGCACUACAAACUGGCCUAUUCUCCUGAACCACACUGUGCAUUUGAAAUGACCGCCAAAAUCUAUGCAUCCAACCAAUAGCUUGAGUGUCUCGGCUUACCUUUACGUGAUAUAGUAAUACACAUACUUUAGUUUUGUCACCGGCAGCCAAACCCACAUAUAGAUGACAGUGUUGUCAGCUUGUUUGACUGUAGCUGAACCAAAAGUGAUUGUGUGAAUUUGGUCUGUGGAUCACCAUGGUAGUCUGUAAGUAUUAUAAAAAGGAAUCCCCAGCUUAGAUCAAUUUGAUCUUGACUGAAUAUUGCUUUCACAAAUGUCUUAGUUUUUGUGGUAUUGCUGGUGGUUGGAGAAAUGGGCAACACAAUGUGGCAAAAAGACGUGACAAACCAAGAAGCCUUUGAUCAUGUCUUAUCUUGAUAGUUUUUUCCCCAAUGGUUAUACUUAGUGCCUGAAUUUUUAAGGCCUAGAUUCAGUCAGACCAAGCGUUAACUGGCGAUGGCCGACACCCAUAUAGCUGAUGUUUUGGUGGUGUCUGAGGUGUAACUGCGUUGGCGCUGUCAAAUCGUUCAGCAGCUGCUCUUGUGAUCAUUGUCACGAAGCCACACCCAUCCCCCUCAUGUUAGAAAUUCAGAAUGAGAACGUGUAGGCGAUUAUAGAAAUAAUGACACUCAAAUUGAAAUUUAUUUAACAAAAAGUACCAUUUUGAUUUAUAUAAGCCUAAUUUGAGGUGUAGGCUAUAUCUCACAUUCCAGUGUUUUAAACUUGUAAACAAGGCUGCAUGGGAUUUCUCUUAAUGUGACUCCAUGCAGCCAAUGGCAAUGUCCGCUUUAGGUAUAAAGCCAGGAGCCGCUUGGGGAUUUGACAGUUCUCACGCAGUUCCACCUCCAACACCGCCAAAACAACCGCGAUACAGAUGUUGGGUAAAGCGGAUCUAAUUGAAUAGAGCUCUAAGUAAACAGAUUUUCCUGUAUUUCAUUUAAUAUUUAAGAUGUUGAUGUUUAGUUUUAUCAGUCAUGUUUUUAACAUAUGCUUUUCAAACCCAUCUCUAUGCUUUGUCAGUAACACUUUGAAAUGUUUAGGUCUCAGCAGACGUGUAUGUACAGGAAAUGUAUGUAAAACAGAUCACACUGCUUCUGGUUGUAUCUACACACUUCACUGUUUCAUUAAAUGCUAAUUUAACUAGCAUCUGAAGAUUAAUGUACCAACAUUAAACAAGUAGAUUUUUA